GUGAUGCAACUUUUAAGGGACUUAGCUGGAAGGAUGCUUGCUGGCCCAAAGGGAGUUGGAACAGGCUUUAAACUUCUCCUCGGUGCUGGUGCACUUGCUUAUGGCUUAAAAGAAUCUCUGUUCACAGUGGAUGGUGGGCACAGAGCUGUGAUGUUUAAUAGAAUAGGAGGAGUUUCCAUGACUACAGUCCUAACUGAAGGCCUCCACGUAAGAAUUCCAUGGUUUCAAUAUCCAGUUAUUUAUGAUAUCCGAGCAAGGCCAAGGAAAAUCUCCUCUCCUACUGGAAGCAAAGAUCUGCAGAUGGUAAACAUUACUCUCCGCGUUCUUUCUCGGCCAACUGCAGCAAAGUUACCAAUGUUGUACCAGCGUCUGGGGCUGGACUAUGAAGAGAAAGUGCUGCCCUCUAUAGUUAAUGAAGUACUAAAGAGCGUUGUGGCCAAGUUCAAUGCUUCCCAGCUGAUAACCCAACGAGCUCAGGUGUCAUUGCUGAUUCGCCGUGAGCUGAGAGAUAGAGCGAAUGACUUCAAUAUUAUCCUGGAUGAUGUUGCUAUCACAGAGCUUAGUUUUGGCAGAGAGUACACAGCGGCUGUGGAAUCUAAACAAGUUGCCCAGCAGGAGGCACAGAGAGCCCAGUUCCUUGUUAUAAAAGCCAAGCAAGACCAAAGACAGAAGAUUGUGCAGGCAGAGGGUGAAGCUGAAGCAGCCAUCAUGCUUGGAGAGGCUGUUACCAAACAUCCUGGUUACUUGAAGCUACGUCGAAUCCGAGCAGCUCAGAAUAUUGCAAAGACGAUUUCCACAUCUUUGAACAGAGUUUACUUGAAUGCUGAAAGUCUUGUGUUAAACCUUCAAGAUCUAAAUUUUGACAAUUUAAGGAUGCAGCCACCUGUAGGCAAGAAGUAAAACACAAAAUGUAGAACUUGAUCCCUUUUGAGAAGACUACAGAAAAACGUCAUGUUAUUUGUCUACGGAACUGAGAUGGGACAUUGCAGAAAAAAGUAAAGGAGAAGUAUUAUCGUCUGGAGUGUAAUGUUUUUGAAUUCUAUUGAAAUAACAUGCCAUGGAUAUGAUGUACCAUCCUUCAGGACACUCCUGUACUUGUCAAAAGUUUGCAGCUUUUCCCCCAAUUAUUGCAAAGGACCAAUAAACACUUUUGGGAUG
Callorhinchus milii (elephant shark) is the source of this 1158-nucleotide messenger RNA. It is a transcript of the gene phb2b, whose product is annotated as prohibitin 2b. Gene Ontology annotation, biological process: mitochondrion organization. Gene Ontology annotation, cellular component: mitochondrion; membrane. Lineage: Eukaryota; Metazoa; Chordata; Chondrichthyes; Chimaeriformes; Callorhinchidae. The record is from RefSeq and is marked provisional.